Messenger RNA from Meira miltonrushii, 2599 nucleotides. Its product is annotated as alpha/beta-hydrolase. The transcript has 2 exons. The record is from RefSeq and is a predicted model, not a curated record. Gene Ontology annotation, biological process: proteolysis. Gene Ontology annotation, molecular function: serine-type endopeptidase activity; oligopeptidase activity. Bases 1 to 2286 code for a protein of 761 amino acids. Gene Ontology annotation, cellular component: cytosol. Lineage: Eukaryota; Fungi; Basidiomycota; Exobasidiomycetes; Exobasidiales; Brachybasidiaceae.
AUGGUCAAGUUUGCUACAUUUGCUCUUAUAUUCAUCAUCGCAAUCGACUUCGGCUUUGCACUAUGCGAGGGAAAUUCUUGGAAUGUGAAAGAAACACCUUUUCCAAAGGUGAAGAGGGUAAACAAGACCUAUUCUUACCGAUCUGCCAGAGCAAACGGCAAUGUGACAAUUGCGAACCCCUAUGCUUGGCUGGAAAAGCCAUAUGACAGUGAUGAUGACGUAAAGCAGUUCACGAUCGAUCAACAAAAGUUGACCGAGCAAUAUAUGAACAAAUGCACAAAUGCAAAAUCAAUCACUCAAUCGAUUCGAAAUGCAUUUGAUUAUGAUGAUUAUUUUGACUGGACGUAUUAUGAUACUGCAAAGGAGCCUUUCUAUGUUUUCAGCCUUCAGCGAAUUGAUGAAAAUCGAAAGACAUACUAUAUCGCCUCAGCCAAACAAGUUGAAGCGGCAAAAAAGACAAAUUUCGCCACACCACCCGGUCAUCCAUUUUUCAAGGAAGACGGUUUAAGCGUGAAUGGAACAGCAAGCCUAUCCACCUUUGUGGUGUCCAAUAACGGAUACUUGAUAGCUUAUCUGGUAGUAGAGGAUGAAUCUGACGUCGGAACAUGGUACGUUCGUAAAACAAGCUCACCAUUAGUAAACCCAAAAACGAAGCCACCAGGAGGUGAAGGUCGUUUGCCUGAUACGAUUCUCUUAGGGGAUGGCGCUUUGAUCUGGAAGCCGGACGAUUCAGGUUUCUUCUACACACAAGUGAGCGAUCCAAAAGCGGGCACAAACAAGGAUAUUGGCUCUGUUGUUCGAUAUCAUCAAAUGGGAACACCAUACGAAAAAGACAUCACAAUCGUUCAUCCUGACUCGGAUGAAUCAAACAAUUAUUCUUUCGAUCUGAGUGAUAAUGGAGACUGGCUCGUUGUCAUGGCUUCUGGAGGCGAUGGAAAUACACGUGCUUAUGCUUCACUUUUGAAAGGUCAAACUUUGUCCGAUAAGAUGAAAUGGAUUUCAAUCGUUCCUACAAGCAACUAUGCAGUUUCAUCCGUCGCAAUUGUAGACAGAGAUUGGUACGUUCAAACGGAUCACGAUGCCCUCAAUGGAAAGGUUGCCAAGUAUACCUUGGAUUGGAAUUCAAUUACCCUGGUCGAUGUUAUCCCAAGUCGUGCACAUACCAAACUUAUUUUCUCAAUCAUCUUUGCUUCAAACAAAGUCUUGCUAUUCUACAUCGAAAAAGGAAAAUAUACCAUCUAUCUGCACGAAUUGAAGACGGGGAGAAAGAUUCAACAAGUCUUACCAAAUGAAACGUACACAUUGAAGCAGGCAUAUUACGCAUCUGCCAAGAGCACACAUAUCGUCAUGUCUUUGUGGGGCGCUACGUCACCAAAAAAGGUCUUGGAAGUCGAUUUUGACGGAUCAAGAGCAACAGACAAAAUGUUGCUCAUCAAAAGUAUCAAAGGCACAAAUGCGCAAGAUUACAUUACUGAAUCAUUAGAAGCAAUCAGUCGUGAUGGCACAAAGGUACCAUACUACAUCGUCUAUCAUAAAGAAACACAAAGGAAUGGUGAGAAUCCGACAUUGUUGCAUUUUUACGGCUCUUAUGGUCGUAUUGAGAAUUUGUUCUAUUAUCCACCUCAUUUCUCAUGGCUUCAUAGCUAUAGAGGAGUUCUAGUUUAUGCCGGACCACGCGGAGGUAGUGAUAAUGGCGAAGAAUGGCAUGAAGCUGGCGAACGAUUGAAAAAGCAAAAUACGUUUGACGAUAUCAUUGCAGUUGCACAAGAUUUGAUUAAACGAAAAAUAGCAGCAACCGGUGAAAUCAUUGCUGAUGGAAUCUCAGCUGGCGGUCUCGCUGCUGCGGUUGUCGCUCGUCAAGCUCCUGCGAAUACCUUUGGUGCCAUUUUAGCAGACGUUGCUGUAUUGGACUACUUUUUGCUUGCCCGUACGCGAGCAGGUCCAUUUCAAGUUGAAGAUUUUGGUGAUCCCUAUAAUGCAACAGAUUUUGACGUUAUCCGUUCUUGGAGUCCUUUACAGAACAUCGAUCCGAUUAAGCAAAAGGUCUUUCCUGCCAUCCUCGUCACGCCGGCCGAUUCGGAUAUCCGUGUGGUACCUGCUCAUAGCUUCAAAUGUAUUGCUCAAAUGCAAUUUAGCUAUCCGACAAGUCCAAAUCCAUUACUGAUGCAUUUGCAAAAAGAUGCAGGACACAAUGUGAUCGAUGCCAAUCAAGAUACUGCUAUCGCCAAAUAUUUCCAUCAGCAAUGCUUCGUUCAGCUUGCUUUGGGUUUGACGAAGAAAGACUGACAAUGAUCCCUUUCAGCCACCCCCCUUUAAUGACUUUUCGAUGCUAUCAAUUAACUAUUUCAUAAAAUACAGAUGUGUCAUUUAAUUUGCUUCUGCUACCACUCGCAUGCCUGGCUUAAUAAGAUCUGAGACAGUGGAUAUAGUGGCAGAAUGACGAAUGAGAUGCUGUCCAAACAGAAGUUUGCUCUUGUACGGUCCCGACUCCUUACAUCUACGAUGUUUCGCAACAGCGGACAUCACUUGAGGGGUUUUAUUGCCCGUGAGCGGAUCCAAAGCAAUCAUUUCACAUCUGCGGCACGGUCCGAUCACGGUG